AUUACCAUCAGUCGACUUGUGCCUCAGUUGUGUGGAAGACUCUCUGUGUGCACGCCGAGCUCUCUCCCUCCAGACAUGACCUCGAAAACAAUACAGGAGCGUGGCAAGUGGGACAGCAAGACGGAGUUCAUCCUCUCUGUGGUCGGUGCCAUUAUUGGACUUGGAAAUGUGUGGAGAUUUCCUUACUUGUGUUACAAGAAUGGUGGUGGUGCAUUCUUUAUUCCUUACAUCCUGUUCCUUGUGACGUGUGGCAUUCCCCUGUUCGUCCUGGAGACAGCACUGGGUCAGUACACCAGUCAGGGGGGAAUCAUGUGCUGGAGGAAGCUCUGCCCCUUGUUUGAAGGCAUUGGAUACGCCAGUCAAAUUAUCCUUUUCUAUGGAUGUAUCAGCUACAUGGUGAUCUUGGCCUGGGCUUUCUUCUACCUUUUCUCCUCACUCUCUGGAGAGUUGCCUUGGGCCACUUGUAACAACACAUGGAACACAGAUGCCUGUGUGGUAUUGAACAACUAUAAAACCACUGCUAACUGGACCUCAUCACUGAAUAUGUCAUCAUCUGUUCUAGAGUUUUGGCAACGACGGGUGUUAAAUAUAUCCACCGGCAUCGAGGUCCUGGGAAAUAUACGCUGGGACCUUGCUUUGUGCCUUCUGCUGGCCUGGAUCAUCUGCUACUUCUGUGUCUGGAAAGGAGUGAGGUCCUCAGGAAAGGCUACCUACUUCACAGCCACAUUUCCCUUCGUCAUGUUACUGUUGCUGUUUCUCAGAGGAGUUACACUUCCUGGAGCCCUCCACGGCAUCAAGUACUACAUGUACCCCAAUCCUGCACGGCUCGCCGACCCUCAGGUUUGGAUGGAUGCUGGAACACAAAUAUUUUAUUCUUAUGCUAUAUGUUUGGGAUGUCUGACUACGUUUGGGAGCUACAACAAGUACAACAACAACUGCUACAGAGAUUCCUUCUAUCUGUGCUUAUUGAACAGUGGCACCAGCUUUAUUUCUGGCUUUGCCAUCUUCUCAGUUCUGGGCUACAUGUCACAAAAACAGGGCGUCGAUAUCUCGACAGUUGCUGAGUCAGGCCCCGGCCUUGUCUUCAUAGUGUACCCACAGGCUGUGACCCUCCUGCCGUGGCCUCAGGUCUGGUCUGUGUGCUUCUUCACCAUGAUUAUCUUGUUAGGAAUAGACGGUCAGUUUGCUGGGCUCGAGAGCAUCAUGACCUCUUUGGCAGACAUCUACCCUUCCCAGAUCCGGAGAGGAUACCGCAGAGAGCUUAUUCUGAUGCUCAUCUGUCUUCUGUGUUAUGUGUUAGGUCUCUUAUUGGUGUCAGAGGGUGGAGCAUACAUCCUGCAGAUCUUUGAUCACUACGUGUGCAGUGGUCCCACUCUGCUGCUGAUGGCAAUAUUCCAGUCAGUCAUCAUUGGGUGGAUUUAUGGUGCUGAACGCUUCAGUAACAACAUUGAGGACAUGAUCGGGUACAAACCUCUGUCCAUGUUCAAGUUCUGCUGGAUGUACGUGACCCCUCUCAUUUGCAGUGGCACACUUGUAUUUCUAGUCCUGAGAUACACCCCGCUGAGGUUCAACAACUCGUAUGUGUAUCCAUGGUGGGCUUACUGGAUCGGCUGGUUCCUGUCCUUAUCGUCUCUUUUAAUGGUUCCAGUCGUCAUGAUCUGCAAACUGGCCAGAGGGAAAGGGACUCUGUGGGAGCGUAUCAAGACGAGCUGCCGGCCUGCAGACGACCUUUCAGUGAUGACAAAGGAAAUGACAAACAUCUCUUCUACGCCACUUGAUUGCAAAGGUGAAAGAAAGAGCGAUAAUUAGUGGAAUGUCACUUUGACAGCAAUUUGUUUUCUUUCUUUACUUUUUUUCUUUUGAGGAAUUUGUACGGCACAUUGUUUACUACAUUAGAAUGAUUAGAAUUUGUUAGAGCUAUUUUUAUCUACUUUGUUUGGCUCCUUCUGAUUUGGGGAUUUUGGAUCAUUUGUCUUAUUUAGACUAGUUUUGUUGGUAUUUUCCUCUUUUAAUCAAUUGUGUUUUUUUUCUGUUAUUUUCUUGUUUGGCAUACAUAGUCGUGGUGAACUGGUGUUUUAUUUAUUCUUUUUUGGUUUACAUUGGAAAACGGGAACUUGAGGUCAUGUAUAGGACCAUCAUGCAACUGGUUGGACCUGUGGAAGCAGGAAACAUCAUCUCUUUGUUCUUCUCUAUGCUCGCUUGUUUUCAACACACUCAUCGAAGGAAAACUUGGAAGGUGCAUUACUUUGCCUGUAAACCACAUCCUCAUCAGUGGCUUUUGGAUUUUAUGUUGGAUUUAAGUUUGUCGCCACACCGGUAUUAAUACUUGUUUUACGAUGAGGUGAUAUAUUUGAAUAUGGUGCAGUUUAUGAAAUGUUUAUAUAAAUAUGUUGUUAGAUGACAUUGUGACAGAUACAGAAUAUACAAAAUAUUAGUUGCAAACUUUUUCCUGCAACUCACAUCUCGAAUACCUCAAAGUUAAUAGGAUUACAGUGUUCUUGAAUCUUUUAUUCGAUUCACUUGGAAAAAAAGGAAUUUUUUAUACUAUUGCUUCUAAUGGGUGGAGCAUUAUCAGAUGUUUUAAGAAGCCUGUUGUCAUCAAUGUGAUUGCUGCUGUGAAAGGCUCCUGACACUAUCAACACCAUCAUCAACAUUGUCUAUCAUUACUUGUUUUUCCAAGUAGACUUUCUUACUGUAAUGAUGUGAACUCAAUGUAAAAUGAGCCAAAACUAACUUUACACCAGCGUAGACUUCUAAAAAAUAUAUUGUUGGCAUUGUUAGUAUUCAAACAACUCUAUUUUAUUACAUAUAUUUUCUUUGUGAAAUCUUACUAUAUUUACAUAUUUAGCUAAAUAUGCAAGGACCAAGUUAAGCCAAAUACAUUUACCUCCUUGGGCCUUCAAAUGAGUAUCAAGCCAUUUGCAUUCACAAACCUUAUUGUGCCUUAAGCAUGGUUAUUUAUGACUUGAAACUUGUAUAAUAAAACUUUCCGGGGCAAAAUAUGUUCAUUUUCUAUGUGUAUGAAUGUGAGUGAAGGAGUGAACAAUAAAUGAUAAUCAAGCAUCAAUACUGAGACGCUGAGCUCAUAGAACCGGUCUGGGGGAUCUCCUAAAAAGACUUCAAACAGAAAAAUGUUUUAAAAGAUUUUGAGGGAAAUACUUGAUCUUUUUUUUUUUUUUGUGAUUGAUACCAGUGGAAAUUAAAGCACAUUUGUUUGCUACCUACAGGCAGAAGUGCAUUACCUGAAUCUGAAUUUGAACCAUUAAUAUGUCAUUUUGAAUAGCUCAACUUAAAUGAAAAUGAAAAUCUGAUUUCAAUUAAAGAAUUUUAAUAGUUUACCUUGAAUUACUAAAAUAAAAUCUGAAUCAGCAAUGAUCCACUGAAUAUGCACAGGAGUGUUAGUUCCUUCAAGCACAAACUGUCUCGUCAAUUAAAAAUGUAACAAAUGAAAAGUUCAAAAAAAUGUAUUCCAGAGCAAAUGAUGCAUUGCAGAAUAAGCAAUGCUGUAUUAUUAACAUCUUCAUUCUAC
This is a messenger RNA of Hippoglossus stenolepis (Pacific halibut), 3529 nucleotides long. RefSeq names its product solute carrier family 6 member 11a (gene slc6a11a). Gene Ontology annotation, cellular component: membrane. The coding region runs from base 76 to 1809 and encodes 577 amino acids. Gene Ontology annotation, biological process: sodium ion transmembrane transport. The transcript is spliced from 14 exons. NCBI's taxonomy places the organism in Eukaryota, Metazoa, Chordata, Actinopteri, Pleuronectiformes, Pleuronectidae. The record is from RefSeq and is a predicted model, not a curated record.